Messenger RNA from Canariomyces notabilis, 3462 nucleotides. RefSeq lists its product as uncharacterized. The record is from RefSeq and is a predicted model, not a curated record. Gene Ontology annotation, molecular function: protein binding; ubiquitin protein ligase activity. Gene Ontology annotation, biological process: protein polyubiquitination; ubiquitin-dependent protein catabolic process. The transcript has 3 exons. Bases 1 to 3462 code for a protein of 1153 amino acids. Lineage: Eukaryota; Fungi; Ascomycota; Sordariomycetes; Sordariales; Chaetomiaceae.
AUGUUUCCAACCUUCACAGGAAGCUCGCGCAAGGCGCGGAACGUCAAUCUCAGCGGGCAAAAGACAACGAAUCCAUUUACCAGCACGUCAUGGGCACCCAGCUCGGCUGUUGGAGCUUCCAAGACGGUGGCGCAUGCCCAGGCUGAGCGGCAGCAGAGACACCAAGAGAGGGAACGGUUGAAGGCUGCACAGCGCAUCCAGAGGUUAUGGAGGGGUCACCGGAUACGACGGGUCCUGCGGGCCGAGCGUCGCCAGGCUUUCGACCGGCUAUACAGCGAGAAAGGGCCGGUUGACGCUGCGCAGAGGACGGUCGAAGGAACGCCGCUGGUGUUAAGCGUCUAUCAGGCCUCCAGUCCGGACGACAACCGACGGCUUGUCCUCCUCUUGACUGACCUUCUUCAGACGAGGUUUUCCGCUUUUGCCUCGGGAGCGAUACCGCUGCCUCGGCUGACCAAGCUAGCCGGUAUCGUGGUUGCUGCUCUUGAGAGGACUCUCGACUUUGGUGCUACGGCUUCAGAGACUCGGAUACUGUUAGAGACCCUCGUUGAGAUCUUAAGAGCAAGACCAGAAUCGCUACAGUCCGAUUUGGGACGGUAUUACAGGAUGCUUGGUAGAUAUUGCCGCGCCGUGGGGCCCGCAUCCCCUUUGCUGGACCUCAUCCGCUGUGCUGUGUGUGCGCCGCUUGUCGCAGCCAACGGAUAUCACGAGUUUGCCUUCUCUUUCCUGACCGAGCCUGAUGUGUACUUGUUCGAGUCCAACGUGGACUCCUUCGCGGCCGACAUAGACAUCGAUCGUCUGGCCGAUUCCAUCCUUGCCACAUUCUCCUCAGAGUCCCAAACGCCUCGGUCGCAGGCGAAUCUCAUGUGGCUUCUAGCCCACUUUAUUGUCCUGGCAAAAACGACAAAGCAACGGGUCUCGCGUUCUCGUUCUCUCAGGGUAUUGUAUUCCCUCGUUUCAGCGCUCUCGCAUCAGAUCCGGGCGGGGUUUGCGUCUGAAGGAAGAGACUCUGGCGAGGACGGGGACGCGGGCACUCCAGAGCAGGCAUUUCCCCCAUACGUCUCGGACAAGAUCGCCUCGCUUACUGACCGGGAUGAGAUCUUUGGUCUCCUCGAAACGCUCACAGUGGAACACGGGGAUAAAACGAGCUCAGAGUGGGAAGACGCUAGCUACCUGGCUGGCUACAUUCUCACGUUAGUGUAUUGCUUCCCGGCCCUGGGCGAAGACAUCUGGAUGCGUUUGUACCAUGCAGAUGUUUCUACUAGUGUUGGCGCCCGCCCUGCUAUUAUAUUCUUCUGGGAUGCGUUGAACCGGACCAGCAUCUUUUCCAGAAUCGUCUCCGAUGCCGACGCUGCACUCGAAAUCCUCGGAAAUAGACCCCCUUCAGGCUUUGCCGCUGAAUCGGAGGCUAAUUCUCCAUGGCACCGGGAAUGGCGUACAAUUCUCCUUUUCCUUGAGCUCUAUGUCUUUAUCCUCCGGCUGACGGAUGACGAUGAUUUCUUCUAUGGCUUAAGUUCUGCCGCAGGUCUAAGUGAUCCGGGCUCACGGCUGCGCGCAAGCUGCCUCCGCCUCAACGACCUGAAGCGCCUUACCCUGUUCCUCAAGCACCUCGGUUUCACUCUAUACUACCAUGCCGCCGAGCUGCUAGGGUCGGCUACGGGUCACGGCGAUAUAUCGAAUGCCGCUGAUGGAUUACUGGCAUUCUCCUCAUGGGAGAAAAGCCAUGCUAGUGGUAGCCAGGUCUCGACUGCGCAGCCAUUCGUCCUCACCGCUGGUGUGGGCUUUGACUCAUUCAGAAACCUCAUUUCCACAGCGUUGAGGAUGAUUUACGACCGUGAUUCUCGACGCCAGUUCCUACCACAAGACCACUGGCUCAUGACGUCAAAAUUCGACAUGAAGGGGUUCUUAUCCGCUGUUGCCCUUGAAGACGAGAGGCAACAUGAGCUCUCCGAAUCCGGAGACGAGGAGGAAGAAGACGGGUCGGACGUAGAUGGGCCCAUGAAUUUCACUUUCGAAGGGCAGAGGCGGUCCCGGCAAGCGCAAAUGGAAAAGAUUAGGGUGUUGCGCAAACGGGCCGCUAGAGCAAAGAUCAGGGCGGCCACCGCCCCUAAGCUCGAAAUCUUGCGAAACAUGCCAUUCAUUAUCCCUUUCAACAUGCGUGUCCAAAUAUUUAGACAGUUCGUUCACCUUGAUAAACUCCGCAGAAGAGGCGGGAAUCUGGAUCCCGACAGAUGGAGAUUGUGGCUGGUCAACGAGCAUGGUCAUCAGUCGCUGGACGUUCUCAGUCGGCAUAAGGCGCGGAUAACGAGAGGGCGACUAUUCUCAGAUGCUAUGGACGCGUUCUGGGACCUCCGGGAAGGGUUCAAAGAGCCGAUACAGAUCACGUUUGUUGACGAGUUUGGAAUGGAGGAAGCUGGCAUAGAUGGAGGAGGUGUGACAAAAGAGUUUCUUACCAGCGUCACCACGGAAGCGUUUACACAGGACCAAAAGCUCUUCAUCGCAAACAACAAGAACGCGUACUACCCAAAUCCAUGGGCCGUGGAUCAACAAAAGAAUGCGCUCCGCGAAGCCCAGAUUCCCGAGGGCUCAGAGCUUUGGCGGGAGACGAUUGCCGAUCUGCUGCGGCAAUACGAGUUCCUUGGGCGGGUCAUUGGAAAGUGUUUAUAUGAGGGGAUUCUCAUCGAUAUUGCCUUUGCAGGCUUCUUCCUGCUGAAGUGGGCCUCAGCCGGGGCAGAUACCUACCGUGGGAACAUCAACGACCUCCGCGAGUUAGACGAGGAGCUGUACCAGGGAAUGCUCUCGUUGAAAAACUAUCCCGACGUCAGCGACCUGUCGCUGGACUUUACCAUCACGGACCAAGUAUCGCUGCCGAACGAGCCAGUCCGCACCGUGACGCGUGCCCUCAUGCCCAACGGCGAGAACAUCGCCGUGACCAACGAGAACCGCCCGCUCUACAUCAGCUACGUAGCGCGGCACCGGCUCGUGGUGCAGCCAUACGCGCAGACACGCGCCUUCCUCCGCGGCCUGGGCAUGAUCAUCGACCCGGCGUGGCUGAGCAUGUUCAACCAGAACGAGCUGCAGCGGCUGGUGGGCGGCGACAGCUCCGAGAUUGACGUCGAGGACCUGCGCCGGCACACGGCCUACAGCGGCGUCUACGCCAUUGGCGACGACGGCCUCGAGCACCCGACCAUCCAGUACUUCUGGGAGGUGAUGCGUGGCCUCGAAGACCACGAGCGCCGCGACGUGCUCAAGUACGUCACGAGCACCCCGCGCGGGCCGCUCUUGGGCUUCAGCCAGCUCUGGCCGCCGUUCAGCAUCAGGGAUGGGGGCACGGAUCAGGAGCGGCUGCCCAGCGCGAGCACAUGCGUGAAUCUGCUGAAGCUGCCACAGUACAAGAGCGCGGCGGUGCUGAAGAGCAAGCUGAUGUACGCGGUUCACAGCGGGGCUGGGUUUGAUUUGAGUUAA